CAUGAUAACUCGUGAGGUUGCCGACGACCUUUCCUCUUUUCCUUCAUUUCUUUUUAAAUUUAUUAUUCCACUUCCCAUUUUCCAUCGUCCACAUCUUCAUUCUUCAUCUCAUCUCUCUUUUUUUGUUUCUUUCCAUUGAUUUUGAGGUUGAUCUUCCAAGAGUUCCCCGUUCCACUUUUCCAGAUUUCAUUUCUGGCGGCUCUGACCCACUUCUUGCUUUUCCUCCCUAACCUGUAAAAUCUCUCAACUUUUUCCUCAGAUUCACUUCGGCUCUCUCAAUCAAUCCUCCCCUCCAAGCUUCUUCAUAUAAGAUCGGAUGUCGUUCCGAAGCAUAGUUCGCGAUGUUAGAGGAAGCUUUGGGAGCUUAUCCAUGCGCACCUUUGAUGUGAGGCUGCCCGUACAUAACAGGGGGAGAUCCAACAGUUCAGUGGAUCACCUGCUGGGCCACCACAACCAGCUCGAGGUGGCCCAAAACAGUUGUUGGGCUAAUCUACCCCCAGAGCUUCUUUUUGAUGUGAUCACUCGUUUGGAGGAGAGCGAGAGCGCGUGGCCCGCCCGCAAGCAUGUCGUGGCUUGUGCUGCUGUAUGCAGGUCGUGGAGGGGCAUUUGCAAGGAAAUCGUAAGAGUUCCGGAACUGUGUGGGAAGCUCACUUUCCCCCUUUCACUCAAACAGCCCGGGCCUAGGGAUGGAAUGAUGCAAUGCUUCAUCAAGCGCGACAAGACUAAUUUGACAUACCAUCUUUACUUGUGUCUCAGUCCCGGUGUAGCAUUGCUAGUUGAAAAUGGAAAGUUCCUUCUCUCUGCAAAAAGAACACGGAGAACUACGUGCACCGAGUAUGUUAUCUCUAUGGAUGCAGAAAGCGUCUCUCGAUCCAGCAACACUUAUAUCGGUAAAGUGAGAUCAAAUUUUAUGGGGACAAAGUUCAAAAUAUACGACACACAACCCCCUGAAACUGGGGCAACCAUCACGGUGCUGCCAGGACGUACGAGUUUCAGGCUCCACUCCAAGAAAGUCUCUCCUAAAACCCCAACCGAGGCCAACAAUUACAACAUAGCUCAGAUCGCCUACAAGCUGAAAGUGCUCGGGACGCGGGGCCCGCGGAGAAUGCAAUGCGUGAUGCAUUCCAUUCCCGCCUCGGCCCUCGGAGCCGGCAGCACAGUUCUAGGACAGCAGGAGCUCUGUCCGCGGUCCGUGGAGGACUCUUUCCAGUCCAAGUCCUGCGGGCCCACCACGACGACCACCGAGUUCAACAGCGCACGGUUUUCAGACACGGAUGCCGAGAGUAACCAGACGAAGAGACCCUUGGUUCUGAAGAACAAGGCGCCGCGCUGGCACGAGCAGCUGCAGUGCUGGUGUCUGAACUUCAGGGGGAGGGUCACGGUGGCGUCGGUGAAGAACUUCCAGCUGAUUGCCGCCUCGGGGAGUGAUAAUCACGGCGAGAAAAUCAUUCUGCAGUUUGGGAAAGUUGGGAAGGAUAUGUUCACCAUGGAUUACCGCUACCCUCUGUCUGCGUUCCAAGCUUUUGCCAUCUGCCUGAGUAGCUUUGACACCAAAUUGGCUUGUGAAUAAUAAAUAAAAAAUGAACCAUGUUACACUUAAACCAAAAAUUAUACCCCAUUUGUACACCACAAUUAUACACAAGCAUUCUGAUGGUUUACACCGAAAGUUUACUCAUCAAUACUGUAGUCUACUGACAAUGUGACAUAUUGAGACCAAUGAAUAGUUAGAUUCGCUGUCCUGAAAUACGAUCAAAUCCGAGACGAAAGGAAUUAAAUUAGCCGCCCCCUCCACUCACCUUGAUCGACGGAACGGAACGCAACUCCCUCUCCUCCCAGGCUUAUAUAUAGAGGAAUUCAUUCUUCAUCAUCUCCACACCAAAAUCAUCCCAUUAGUUAGAGGAGAGUUUAGAGAGUUGAGAGAAGAUGUCCGGAGAGCUUCCCGUCGCCGGAGCAAGCCAUGGUGUUCGCCGGAAGUUUCGCCAUUUUUCCGCCGGAAUCAUCGUUUUACUUCGAAGUAAGCCCGUAGAUAUAUCUAGUGACUAGAAUGUUCGUAUAGAUCGUUUUUACGUUCAUAAAUGGUCGUUUGGUUGAGUUUUGUGUUUGACAUAUGUGAAGAACCAAGAAUCAUAAACCUUGAAUUUGAUGUUAAAACUUCGAAUUGAUGCCUCUAAAAUGAUCUACGAACCUUGGAGAACAUUUCUAUAUAGUUUAAUUGAAGUUUGGUGACCAAAAAUGGAACUUGAGAAAAAUGGGCUAGAGGUUGAAGAUGAUGAAUAGUGAACCUUCAAUUUCCUGCAUUUUCCAGCGGAACGGGCGACCGUUCGGACCCAACGGUCGACCGUUACGAACAUUUUUAAGCCCAAAAAUGCUAUUUUUGAAGCUAUAAAAUCCUAUUUUUUU
Cuscuta campestris is the source of this 2400-nucleotide messenger RNA. NCBI's taxonomy places the organism in Eukaryota, Viridiplantae, Streptophyta, Magnoliopsida, Solanales, Convolvulaceae. The record is from the annotation of a GenBank genome assembly.